This is a messenger RNA of Carlito syrichta (Philippine tarsier), 334 nucleotides long. RefSeq names its product COP9 signalosome subunit 9 (gene COPS9). The coding region runs from base 37 to 153 and encodes 38 amino acids. NCBI's taxonomy places the organism in Eukaryota, Metazoa, Chordata, Mammalia, Primates, Tarsiidae. The transcript is spliced from 3 exons. Gene Ontology annotation, biological process: negative regulation of protein neddylation. The record is from RefSeq and is a predicted model, not a curated record.
CUGCGGUCAAAGAAAGUUGCAUAAAUCACUCCGUCGAUGGAGGCGGGAGGCAGCACCGGGCUUUUGAUGGACUUGGCAGCCAAUGAAAAGGCAGUUCAUGCAGACUUUUUUAAUGAUUUUGAAGAUCUCUUUGAUGAUGAUGACAUCCAGUGAGGUGCCGUCCAGCUACUGACACAGCCAGGCCCCUGUUACAGAGCCUUCUUGGCCUCAGAGAACUGUGGAAAUCACAUGAAAUUAAGACUUGGUUAGCCAAGAGAGAGAAGAGUAGUUUUAACUCUGAUGUGACCAGGUUUUGUUCUUAUUUCAAUUAAACAAAAGUAUCAUCAAAUGGUAA